Molecule: messenger RNA, 888 nt
Organism: Ilex paraguariensis (yerba mate)
Lineage: Eukaryota; Viridiplantae; Streptophyta; Magnoliopsida; Aquifoliales; Aquifoliaceae
Source: the annotation of a GenBank genome assembly
AUGCAGUUUUCUUACACAAACUGCUUAAAAAGUUUUCAGGACUCUACAACACCUCCUGUUGCUGCAACGAUUUUCUUUGGAGCUAAUGAUGCAGCGCUUGCAGGGAGGACCAGUGAACGGCAACAUGUACCUAUUGAAGAGUACAAGGAGAAUCUAAAAAGACUAGUUCGCCAUUUGAAGAUUUCAUCACCACUUCCUUCACCUCUAUAUGCUAUAGUAACAAUAUCCUCUAUAGCCCAUAACCUCUACCGCUACCUUUGGACACCACCACAAACAUCCUUGCACGACCACAUUCAUGAAGGUGAUGACUUUGAAUGCUCCCCCACCAUGCUAGUGGUUCUUAUAACUCCCCCACCAGUUUAUGAGGAAGGGCGCAAAGAAUAUGCAAGAUCUUUAUAUGGUGAGAACGCAAUGGAACUUCCGGAAAGGACAAACGAAGUGACAGGAGAAUAUGCGAAGCAAUGCGUAGAGUUAGCCAAGGAACUAGGCCUCCCUUCCAUCAACCUGUGGUCCAAGAUGCAGGAAACAGAGGGUUGGCAGACAAAAUUUCUAAGAUCUUUAUAUGGUGAGAACGCAAUGGAACUUCCGGAAAGGACAAACGAAGUGACAGGAGAAUAUGCGAAGCAAUGCGUAGAGUUAGCCAAGGAACUAGGCCUCCCUUCCAUCAACCUGUGGUCCAAGAUGCAGGAAACAGAGGGUUGGCAGACAAAAUUUCUAAGUGAUGGAUUGCAUCUGACAGCAGAAGGCAAUGCAGUUGUCCAUCAAGAAGUUGUUAGAGUUUUCAGUGAAGCAUGGCUUUCUGCCCCGGAAAUGCCGUAUGAUUUUCCUCAUCACUCAGAAAUUGACUGGAAGAACCCUGGAAAGUCUUUCCAGCCACAAUGCUUUUAG